AUGACGCCGCGGAACGACUCUUUGCAGCAAGGAGGAAUCUUAGGAUCGGUAGCUAAGUUCUGGACUCAUUCAUAUGCACCCGACUAUGUAGGAUUUGCCGGCCUGUUGACGGCCUACCUCUUGAUUCAAUUUCUCGUCGAACCUUUCCAUCGCAUGUUCUAUAUCAAUAACUUAAAUAUCUCAUUCCCUCACGCCGAAGUCGAGCGGGUUCCAGUCUGGUUAAACUUUGUUUACGCUCUGUUCGUUCCUCUCGGAUUUCUACUACUAUACAAUAGCUUCGCCCGAGCCUCGUUCCAUAAGCAUCACAGCACUAUUCUUGGUCUUGCUAUCGCCCUCAUCCUCAGUUCGUUCCUCACCGACAUUGUAAAGAACACCGUUGGACGUCCUAGGCCGGACCUAAUCGCCAGAUGCAAGCCUGUCGCCGGCACCAAACCUAACGUCUUGGUGACUAUCGAUGUGUGUACCGAGACGAAUCACCAUACUCUCCACGACGGCUGGCGGAUAUUCCGCGAUAGGAAGGAUCUUGGCCGUUCGUUGAUUUGCCUCGCGCCCCUGGUUGGAGCGGCUAUGAUAGCCAUCAGUCGGUGUCAGGACUAUCGCCACGACGUAUAUGACGUCUGUGUGGGAUCAGCGCUAGGGUUUACAGUCGGGUUUUUUAGUUAUCGGAGGUAUUGGCCGCGUUUAAGUAGCCGUGAGUGCGAUGAGCCAUACCCGGCGCCUGGUACCGAGGUCAAAGAUGGGGAAGGCUGGAGAAGAAUCCGAGAUGAAGAAGAAGGCGGGUUAAUCAUAGGAAGAAAUACUGGGUAUGAGAUGGUCAACUUGAUAGGAACUCCUGGCUAA
Molecule: messenger RNA, 840 nt
Organism: Daldinia decipiens
Lineage: Eukaryota; Fungi; Ascomycota; Sordariomycetes; Xylariales; Hypoxylaceae
Product: acid phosphatase/Vanadium-dependent haloperoxidase
Exons: 3
Coding region: 1-840 (279 amino acids)
Biological process (GO): phospholipid metabolic process
Molecular function (GO): phosphatidate phosphatase activity
Source: RefSeq, a predicted model, not a curated record